GUUUCAUUUCGUAUCAAGUUUCCCCUCGUUCAUUUCACCGGAAGAAGAUCGGUCAUGGAGUUCCCGUUUGGCCAUCCCUCUCAUCAUCACUCCCACCAUCACCGGAGGGACGAACAGACUGAAGAUUACCCCCCACCGGCAUCUAAUUUCUCUUCCCUCGACAAUCCUCCUCCUCCUCCGCCCCCUUCCUUCUACGGCGUCGAUCAUCCGCCCCCUCCACCCGUACCUCAACCAGCUCAAGUCUACCACACUUCUCAUGUUCCCUCGCACCCGCCUCCCCGCCCCUUUACCUACUCUGAUCUCCCUCCUCAGUCCGAUUCCCUCCCCUACAGUUACUCAUCGGAGGCACCGCCUCCGCCGCCACGAGUUCCUGCUUACGCUCCCCUGCCGGACACCGCUGCUUCUGUGCACCAUGUUUCUCAUGACGUGGACACCUACGAGACCCACCAAACCCAUCGCCCCCACCUGCCUUCUUUCGUUCACCACCACACUCAUCACGAAACCUCUGUCACUGUGUCUUCCAACAAGCGCACUGUCAGGCUCUUCUCCCGGGCUGCCCCCAAUUUCUCCCUUACCAUCCGGGAUGGCAAUGUCAUUCUUGCUCCAUCCGACCCCGCUGAUGACUACCAGCAUUGGUACAAGGAGGAGAAGUACAGCACGAGGGUGAAGGAUCAAGAGGGGUUCCCCGCCUUUUCUCUGGUCAACAAAGCUACUGGUGAGGCCAUUAAGCAUUCCAUCGGUGCCACGCAUCCGGUUCGACUGAUACGUUAUAACUCUGAUUAUCUUGAUGAGUCUGUUCUGUGGACUGAGAGCAAGGAGAUUACUGAUGGCUAUAGAGCUAUAAGGAUGGUUAAUAAUAUUCACCUCAAUGUGGAUGCUUUCCAUGGUGAUAAGAGGUCUGGGGGCGUUCAUGAUGGCACGACCAUAGUGCUCUGGGAGUGGAACAAAGGUGAUAAUCAGCUUUGGAGGAUCGCACCCUACUGAUAAUGAACUAAAUUUAUUGGUGAAUAUGUCGUGGUCUGAAGGCGCGGUAUCUUUAUGAACUUAAGAUGUGAGAACGGAUUACUCUUCUGUUUGUGAGUGACAUUAAUUUAUGUCUGAUAUGCUGAAGUGUUUUUAAGUUAUAAAUGGUUUCUGCUGCGAUUACAUUUAUGAAUUUGAGUGCAUGUUUGUGGGUGUCGCUGGUGAAAGAGCUGCAGCUGUGUGUACAUUCAUGUGUUGAACCUUUACUGUUAUUGGGACUGAACUAGUGUUUAGUAAUUACUAUAUCAGUUACUAUUAAGAUA
This is a messenger RNA of Prosopis cineraria, 1286 nucleotides long. RefSeq names its product ricin B-like lectin EULS3. The coding region runs from base 55 to 984 and encodes 309 amino acids. The record is from RefSeq and is a predicted model, not a curated record. The transcript is spliced from 4 exons. Lineage: Eukaryota; Viridiplantae; Streptophyta; Magnoliopsida; Fabales; Fabaceae.